AAUUAUCGUCCCGACAGUCUUUUCCUGUGUAAUUUUCGCUGACUGACCAAGCGAUCCCAGCAGGAAUGCACGUUAUGCAGGUCUGGCUGUGUGUCCUUGCGGCAGUUUUGCCAGCAUUAUUGGCAAUGAACCAGCCUGACCAACUAUUCGACGGCGACCCGAACAGUGCCAAUACCACAGCGAAAGACGAUGAACUCUUGUGCAUGGAAGAAGAGUUUCCGAUAGCCGUCAAUGGCGAUGAGAAGACGAAGGAGGCGAUGCACUGUUUCCCAAGUCCAAGUCAUCACAUUGCAAAGUGUACAGAGCGUGUACAGCAGCUUGAGCAAACUAUCGCUCAGCUCCAGCAGCCGCAAGAGCAUUUCGGCAUCGCUGAAACACCAGGAUCUUCGCGUUCCACUCCGACCACAGCACAGUCUGAGAAGAUCGAGCCGGGAAAGGAUGCGGAUACCAGCAUAGAACUGUGGCCGAUGAGGAUGCCGUGCUGGCUCCUACAUUUUACUUUCAUCCUCUGUGUGAUCAUCGCCAUGUACUGGGCAGGAUUUAUCGUGUUUGGUUUGCUCUGGUGCUGCGUAAACCCGGUGCUAGCCGGUUGGAUGGGUUUUCUCGCCGCAUGCAUCGCCGGAAUCAGUUUGCUUAAGUUUGGAUGCCUACUGUAACGCGCCCUUAACGGAUAGU
Messenger RNA from Paramacrobiotus metropolitanus, 675 nucleotides. RefSeq lists its product as uncharacterized. The transcript has 2 exons. Lineage: Eukaryota; Metazoa; Tardigrada; Eutardigrada; Parachela; Macrobiotidae. Bases 66 to 656 code for a protein of 196 amino acids. The record is from RefSeq and is a predicted model, not a curated record.